Closterium sp. Yama58-4 is the source of this 5031-nucleotide messenger RNA. NCBI's taxonomy places the organism in Eukaryota, Viridiplantae, Streptophyta, Zygnematophyceae, Desmidiales, Closteriaceae. The record is from the annotation of a GenBank genome assembly.
AUGGCGGAACAGCCGGCCGUCAACGUGCAUCUACACGCCGCUCCGCACAACAACCUCCUUCACCUCCACCACCAUAUGACAGAUCCUAAUUCUGCUGCUCCACACAGUUACGAAUCAUCCCCGUUACACGCAGCUCCGUGUAACGACAGACUUCCAGGCGAUCAGUCGAUUUCGUGUAGACCUGCAGCUGCGCCUAAGACUGGCAAUGCUCACAAUCCGGUGAUGGCCGUCGGGGGAUUGGUGAUGGGGGGAACAGUGAUCGGGGGAGCGGAAGCGGGAGAGGGGAAGCGAUCGGUGCGGAAGGCGCAUGUGGACGGCAGCAGGUGGCUCAGGGGGAAGACUUACGAGGGGAAGAGAGUGGUUCCGCUGAGUUUCCGCGCGUCCAUGUUUCUCCUGUUCGCCGGGAUUAUGAUGGUUGCCGUCUCUUUCAAGUCAAUUCCUGCACUUAACAAGGGGAAGAUCGUGCCUGCGGGCGAAAUCGUGAACGGAAACGGCGGCGCGCAGCACGCCUUAUUCGCGAGCCGGAACCUAAGAGGUGGCCACGCCGCCGGAGUGUUUAUUGCGGGUUCCGGCGAUGAUAUUGGAUUGAUCGAGGAUCCAGCACACACGGCUGGAAUUGCGGAGAGUGCAAAUGAGAGGCGCCGUGUCACCAGGGUAAAUGGGGGUUCGCAAUUAAGUUCGGAAUUGGGUUCUGUAUUCGGUUCGGAAGUGGGUUCUGGCUCGGGUGAAGUGAAUGGCCUGUCGAGGAGGGGAUUUGGAGAUGGUCUGUUGAAGGCCGAAAGAAGAAGUGGUUUGGAAGAGGAGGGGAGGGGGAGCAGUGGCGGGGCAGGGAGCGGGGAUAGUGAUGGAGAGGACAAGUACAGGGGAGGGGGGAGUGAGGGGGAUGGUGCUGAGGAGGAGACGCGAGCGGGCCGGAGAGAGAGUGGAAGAGGUGGAGGUGGGGGAAGUGGUGAGGUACUGAGGACGUUUGGGAAUGAGGAGGAGGAGGAGGAAGAAGCAGUGGGAGUGGGGAAAAUAAGCAGGGUCCGAGCUACGCGGGAUAAUUCAGUUGGUGAGGAUGAGGAAGAGGGGGCGCACAGGGGAGUGAAGGAACGUGGAGAGGAGGAAAGACCAGGGGUGGGUGCAGGGAGGAAGCGGAAAGAUGAAGAGGAUGAAGGUGCGGAGGGUGAAGGGGAGGUGGAGGGGGGAAGGGGGUCUAGAAGAAAAAGGGGCCGUAUUACUGGCGAGGUGGCGGAAGAGGGGAAAGGGGACGUGGAGCAUGAGGAGCACGAGGGACAAGUGCAUGGGCGAGAGGAAGGGGAGGAGGAUGGUGAGCAGAGGGCAGCAGGAGAGGAGCAUGAGGAUGGAGCGAGGGAGCAUGACGAUGGGGCGAGGGAGCAUGACGACGGGGCGAGGGAGCAUGAGGAGGGGGCGAGGGAGCAUGAGGAGGAGGCGAGGGAGCAUGAGGAGGAGGGGAAGGAGCGUGGACAUAGAGGAAUGGAGGACCAGGAAUACGGGGAUGAGGAACGAGGGGGGCACGAGCAUCAUACAGACAAGGGUCGGCAUGCAGAGGGGGCGAGGGAGCAUGAGGAUGGGGCGAAGGAGCAUGAAGAGACGAAGGAGCAUGGGCAUAGAGGGAUGGAGGACCAGGAAUACGGGGACGAAGAACGAGGGGGGCACGAGCAUCAUACAGACGAGGGGAGGCAUGAAGAUGGGAAUGAAGAGAACAGAACCCCAUUCUCCUCCUCUUCCUCCUCCUCCUCGUCCUCGCUCACCUCCUCCCUAGUCUCCCCACUUUCCCCUCUCAAUGAUUACUCCCAGUCUUCCUCUUCGGUUCCUCUGCCCCCAUUCGGAUUCAACGCCUCUCUCUCCCACGCGCCCCCCAUACCCUUUAAAGAAAAAUUCCUUUGGAGAGCCCCCAAGAGUCAAAAAUAUGCGCAGUGCAUUGCGCGCUCCCGCACCCAUAAAGUGCCUGUCAAGGGCUCCACCAACGGCUAUCUGCUGGUCACAGCCAAUGGGGGCCUCAACCAGAUGAGAGCUGCUAUCUGUGACAUGGUGGCUGUAGCACGCAUCAUGAAUGUCACCCUCGUGGUGCCAGAGCUCGACCACACCUCCUUCUGGGCGGACCCCAGUGAAUUUGAGGACAUAUUUGACUUGGAUCAUUUCAUCAACUCCCUCAAGAAGGACAUUCGCAUUGUGCGCCAGCUGCCCAAGCGCGUGCAACACAUCGAGCCCCUCGAGAAGUUCCCCGUCUCGUGGUCGCCGUUCUCCUAUUACCGAGAGGAUUUGCUCCCACGAGUGAAGAAGCACCGAGUGAUGCGCUUCCCCCUCACCGACUCUCGGCUCGCCAACAACGGCGUGCCCGACUCGAUCCAACGGCUGCGAUGCCGCGCCAACUACAAGUCGCUGCGCUACACGCCGUCGAUCUCGCGGAUUGCGGCGAAUCUGAUCUCGAGAUUGCAUGCAAGGGGCCCGUACAUUGCCCUGCACUUGAGAUACGAGAAGGACAUGCUGGCGUUCACAGGGUGCGACCAUGGGUUGCAGGCAUCAGAGAGGGAGGAAUUAAAGGCAAUGAGGCUCAACAACUCGCGGUGGAAGGAGAAGGAGAUUGACGGGGAGGCAAGGAGGACAGAGGGGGCGUGCCCGCUCACGCCAAGGGAGACGGCGCUGUUCCUGCGCGCCAUGGGGUAUCCGAAUACAACGCUCAUCUACGUGGCUGCUGGGGACAUCUACGGUUCCAAUGGCCUCGAGGACCUGACUCGCCUGUACCCAAACACGUACACACACAGCACGCUGGCAACAGCAGAGGAGCUGGCGAGCAUAGGCGCGUACCAGAACCGGCUGGCAGCUGUGGACUACACAGUGGCAGUGCAGAGCGAUGUGUUUGUGUACACGUAUGAGGGGAACAUGGCCCGUGCUGUGCAGGGGCACAGGCGGUUUGAAGGGCACAGGAAGACCAUUAUUCCCAACAGGGAAGCCAUCAUUCGGCAUAUUGACCAAUUAAAAUCACGGCAAAUCAGGUGGAAGGCGUUUAGGAGGCUCAUCAGGCAAGCGCACAAACAAGGAAUGGGAGCUCCUCAUAUGCGGGAGGUUGGCGAGAAUCCCAAGCUGGAGGAGAAUUUCUACGCGAAUCCUUUUCCUGGGUGCAUCUUCAUCAUGACGAGCAGCGGAGCAGAUGAGCGGUCAGGAUCCGAUACGUCCAGCAAUGCCGCGAACCAAACAACUGCGACCGUUCCAAAAGGAUCGUCGUACUUCACGGUCAACGAGAGAACGCCGCCAGCGAGCCCUGCGAGGGACGGGAAGACGAGUACCGCACUUGACGGCGAGGGGGGUAACGGUCACCGGGGCAGCUGGGGCUCCAUCAAGCCGUAUGUGCUGUCGGUGUCGCUACUGGCAUCCAUAUCGUCGGCUCUUCUCGGAUACGACAUUGGCGUCACCAGCGGAGCGCUCAUUUUCGUCGCAGAAGAUUUCGACCUCUCCCACGUGCAGCAGGAGAUUUUUGUCGGCAUCCUCAAUAUAGUCUCCCUCGUUGGCGCGUUAUCAGCCGGUAGACUUGCGGAUUUCGCGGGCCGUAGAUUCGCGAUGGGAGCAGCCGCCUCGAUUUUUAUCGCCGGAGCUCUGUGCAUGGCGUUAGCACCGACCUACGCUAUACUCGUUAUAGGUCGUGUCAUUACAGGCAUUGGUGUCGGUUUCGGCCUUUCUCUGCCUCCGCUUUUCAUUUCGGAAAUUUCUCCUCCCGGUCAGCGUGGCGGGCUGGUUUCUUUCGGAGAGCUUUUUAUCAACAUCGGCAUUGUGAUUGGCUUCCUGACGUCGUUUGUUCUUUCUGGGCUGCCCGUUGAUACCGCCUGGCGGUGGAUGCUGGGGCUGGGAGCCGUUCCGGGCCUGAUUCUUGCAGUAGGAGUUAUUUUCCUGCCCGAAUCCCCUCGCUGGCUGAUCAUGCACGGGCAGGUGAAAAAAGCCAAGGAUAUUCUCCUCACAAUAUCCGAUAGCAAAGAAGAGGCCCAUGAGCGGAUGUUAGAGAUUCUCGAGGCAGCAGGGCUGAAGGAGGAAGUUAUCAGCAAAGGCUCUGAAAUUCCCGCUUCCCGGGGCAGAAGCAAUUCUCGCGAGCGGCUAGGAGACAGCGGGGGCGAUGGUGCGGGAGAUACAGUGUAUGUGGACGAAGAGGAGCAGGAGAUCCACGUGAUACGGCCAAUGGAGGGAGCGGGUGGGACGGGGGUGUGGAAGGAGCUACUCUGGCCGACGCCGGCAGUGGGGAGAAUGCUGGUGGUGUGCGUGGGGACGAAUUUCCUGCAGCAGGCGGUGGGGAUUGACGCUGCUGUGUAUUACUCGCCUGUGGUGCUGCGGGAUGCGGGGGUGACGUCGACAAGGGCGUUGCUGGGAGCGACGCUGCUGAUGGGGGUGAUCAAGGUGUCUUUUGUGGGUAUUGCCACGUGCAUGUUGGAUCACUUUGGACGGAGGCCGUUGCUCCUAGCGUCCACCGCAGGCAUGACGGUUGCUCUCCUAACUCAAGCUCUGGCCUUUCUCAAGCUCCCAACCGCUGUUGACGCAGAUGUCUCAGCCACCGUCACCGCCUCCACAGGAGUCCCAGCCGCCGCCAUCGUUGCUUUCACUGGACUCUGCUUCUACGUCGCCUUUUUCUCCAUCGGCAUAGGCCCCAUCAACUGGCUGUACACUUCAGAGAUCUUCCCCCUGCGGCUGCGAGCGCAGGCAACUGGUAUUGGCACGGCUGUGAACAGGAUAGCAUCUGGCGUGGUCGCGAUGACUUUUCUGAGUCUUGCGGAUGCGACUGGUAGUCCUGCCGGGCCGUUUUUCAUGUUUGCUGGGAUGGGAGUGGUUGGGUUUGUGUUCUUUUAUUUCCUUGCGCCGGAGACAAGAGGGAAGAGCUUGGAGCAGAUAGUGAGGAUGUUUGAAAAGGGGACGUACGCAUGGGUGAAGGAGGCUCCGGAGGAGAUUCCGAGCGUGGGGUUGGCGGUGUAUGAUGGGAAUAAGAUGCAGCAAGGGUGGGGGGGGACGGAUUCGAGCCCCAGCAGGACACCACGGGAUGUGUGGUAG